Molecule: messenger RNA, 1976 nt
Organism: Trichoplusia ni (cabbage looper)
Lineage: Eukaryota; Metazoa; Arthropoda; Insecta; Lepidoptera; Noctuidae
Product: 4-coumarate--CoA ligase 1-like
Exons: 9
Coding region: 211-1824 (537 amino acids)
Molecular function (GO): CoA-ligase activity
Source: RefSeq, a predicted model, not a curated record
AAGAAAUAAAGGCAUACUGAUAAAAGAAUAAUCUACAACUAUUUUACUAAAUUGACGUAAUUAUGAUGUUUAGAAUUAGAAGAUUAGAACACAAUCAACUACUAGUACCUAUAUCUCAUAGAUAGUCGAGUUGGGUUUCCCUAUUAAAACAGCACUUAUCAGUUUCACACGCGAUCUCGACUCGAUAGCUCGUAUGUUUACAGAAAAACAAUGUUGAAGAACCCUAAAUACGUGUACGGACCCCAAACUGUGUUAGUUCCCGCUAAUAUAAAUUUUGGUGACUAUGUUUUGGGGAAAAUGUGGCCGUUUAGACAAAAUGUCGCUAUGAUAAACGGAGCCACAGAUGAACACCUAACAUAUUCGGACAUAAUACAGCAAGCUAUGAACUUCGCUGUCUCCCUCACUCGUAUGGGCGUCAGAAAGGGAGACACGAUAGCUCUGUUCUCUGAAAACCGUCAGGAAUACUGGGGCGCGGUAGUAGGAGUAGCUUGCACAGGCGCAAUACUGACCACGAUAAACACAGGGUAUGCCAAAGAUGAAUUAAUCCACGUCACAAACAUAUCAAAACCAAAAUACUUCAUAAUAUCAUCGACAAUGUACGAGAUACACGCAAAGACGAUCAGAUCCCUGGAAUUCGUCAAGAAAAUCAUAGUUUUUGACGGCGCAAAGUUUCAAAACACUCUCAGUUUCGACGACUUGGUUUUCGAGAAGAAUGGACUGAUCAAAAAUGUUAAUUACGAGGAGUUUCAGUCUGUAGAAGUAGAAGGUCAGACGGAUACGUUGUUUAUUAUGUAUUCUUCUGGAACGACGGGUCUGCCCAAAGGGGUAAUGACUACGCAUCUUAAUGUUAUCACUGCGUGUGGUCUUCCAGCAUCCCACGACGCUAGCAAGAUGUCUCUCACCAUAUCCCCUUGGUACCACGUCAUGGGUUUGGUGGGCACACUCACUGCCCUGGUCACCGGCAGGACGGCUGUCUACCUCAGCAAGUUCAGCGUUGAUACUUAUCUGAAGGCCAUUGAGAAGUAUAAGGUAGUUCAACUGACAGUGGUGCCACCAGUAUUAGUAGCGGUUUGUAAAAACAAAUCGAAGUACGAUCUGAGUUCCGUCAGAAUGAUAUAUUCUGGGGCAGCGCCAUUGCACAAGGACACCAUCAAAGAUGUGGAAGCCACGUUCCCGAACGUAGAAGGAGUGUACCAAGGGUAUGGUGCUACAGAGGUCACACUAGCAGUCCUGCGGUACCAGUUUAAUGACCCCAUCAACAAACUAGGCAGCGUUGGUGUCAUCUCACCUAAUACUAUACUUAAAGUAGUUGACAUAGAGACCAGAGAACCAUUAGGCCCAAACCAGCGUGGGGAGCUCUGCGCCAAAGGGGAACUGCUCAUGAAGGGCUACGUGAACAUCGGCCGAGGGUCAGACUUUGAUGAAGAGGGGUUCUACAAGACUGGAGACAUAGCUUACUAUGAUGAGGACCGCUACUUCUUCAUUGUGGAUCGAUUGAAGGAGCUGAUCAAGUAUAAGGGGUUUCAGGUGCCACCAGCAGAAAUAGAGGCAGUUCUACUCCAGCACGAGGGUAUAAAAGAGGCAGCGGUAGUAGGCAUCGAGGAUCGCGCGGCUGGAGAAGUGCCGCUCGCGUUUGUGGUGCCGCAACCACGACAGACCCUGACCGAGAAGGAGGUUCAGAACUUCGUGGCGGAGAGGUUAUCAAACCCCAAACACCUACGAGGCGGAGUUCGCUUCGUGAACCAGAUACCGAAAUCUCCAGCCGGGAAACUGCUAAGGAAGGAUCUUAGGAAAAUGCUGAAGACUUCGAAGAGUAAACUGUGAACCUUCUGCCCUUUGACUUAAGAUAUACAUUGGCAUGGCUUCGAACCUUAAAGGAUUUUGAUGAACUUACAUGGUCUGCAUAAAAUUGCCUGUGGCAUCUUCCCAUACAGAGAAUUUUGCUGCUGUAAAUAUUAGAUAGCUGUAAAGAUUAA